CUGUUUGAUUUCUUGAUGUUAUCUCGUUGGCGUUUCUUCUUUUCUUUGUUAUUAUUGAGUUAGGAGGGUUUUUUUAUCUUUUCUGGAUGCGGCGGAACGCUGCCACAGUUGCGUAUUUGGGUGUAGGAAUUCGAAGCGAUUGCUGAUAUCAUCGUUGCACAUUGUGAUGGCUCGUACUAAGCAAACUGCUCGCAAGUCCACUGGAGGGAAGGCUCCAAGGAAACAACUUGCCACCAAGGCUGCUCGCAAAUCAGCCCCUACCACUGGCGGAGUGAAGAAGCCCCACCGUUAUCGGCCUGGGACUGUUGCAUUACGUGAGAUUCGGAAGUAUCAGAAGAGUACAGAGCUUCUGAUAAGGAAGUUGCCAUUUCAGAGGCUUGUUAGGGAAAUUGCCCAGGAUUUUAAGACUGAUCUGCGAUUCCAGAGCCAUGCAGUGCUUGCUUUGCAAGAGGCUGCUGAAGCCUACCUGGUGGGUCUCUUCGAGGAUACCAAUUUGUGUGCCAUCCAUGCCAAGCGUGUGACCAUUAUGCCCAAGGAUAUCCAAUUGGCCCGGAGGAUCCGUGGUGAAAGGGCUUAAAGAUGACUGUUUUUGUCUCAUCUGUUAUGCAUGACACUAGCUGUUAACAGUUGUCGGACUUUGUGUUAUCCAUGCUGCUCUCGUGCUUAAAACAAGCUGAACUUGUAGUACUAGGUUUCAUAGUAGUAUGACUCUGUGUUGGAUCCAUCCUGUUAUUGAUGACUGAUAGUUUUUCUUGUGUGCCAAUCUGUAACUGAGACGAAUCUAUAUGUUAUCGUCUCUUCUAUAGAUGUGUGAUACGACGUAUCCCGAGU
Molecule: messenger RNA, 831 nt
Organism: Musa acuminata subsp. malaccensis (wild Malaysian banana)
Lineage: Eukaryota; Viridiplantae; Streptophyta; Magnoliopsida; Zingiberales; Musaceae
Product: histone H3.3
Cellular component (GO): nucleosome; nucleus
Molecular function (GO): DNA binding; protein heterodimerization activity; structural constituent of chromatin
Source: RefSeq, a predicted model, not a curated record